CGCGGAGAGCCAAGAGGCGGAAGUUCCCGCGGGCUGUAAGGUCGGCGCUCGCACCGCGAAUCACUUGUCAGCGCUCGUCUGAGGCGGAGGCAGCGCCGCGCCGGACCCGAGUUUCUUUCACUUUCUGGGAUUGAAUUUUGAGCCAUCAAAACCAUGAGCAACUACAGCGUGUCCUUGGUUGGUCCUGCUCCUUGGGGUUUCCGGCUGCAAGGUGGCAAAGAUUUCAACAUGCCUCUGACAAUUUCUAGUUUAAAAGAUGGCGGCAAAGCCUCCCAGGCGAAUGUGAGAAUAGGUGAUGUGGUUCUCAGCAUCGAUGGAAUAAGCGCCCAUGGAAUGACUCAUCUUGAAGCCCAGAACAAGAUUAAGGGUUGUACAGGCUCUUUGAAUAUGACUCUGCAAAGAGCAUCUGCUACACCCAGGCCCGAGCCGGUUCCUGUUCAAAAGGGAGAACCUAAAGAAGUAGUUAAACCUGUACCCAUUUCAUCUCCUGCUGUGUCCAAAGUCACUUCCACAACCAACAUGGCCUACAAUAAGACACCACGGCCCUUUGGUUCUAUGUCUUCACCAAAAGUCACAUCCAUCCCAUCACCAUCGUCCGCCUUCACCCCGGCCCACGCGACCACUUCAUCACAUGCUUCCCCUCCCGUGGCUGCUGUCACUCCUCCCCCAUUCGCUGCAUCUGGACUGCAUGCUAAUGCCAAUCUUAGUGCUGACCAGCAUUCACCUGCACUGAGCGCUGGUAAACCUGCAGUUAAUGUCCCACGGCAGCCCACAGUCACCAGCGUGUGUUCCGAGACUGCUCAGGAGCUAGCAGAGGGACAGAGAAGAGGAUCCCAGGGUGACAGUAAACAGCAAAAUGGGAAAAUCCCACCUAAACGCCCACCGAGAAAACACAUUGUGGACCGUAACACGGAGUUUUAUCACAUACCCACCCACAGCGAUGCCAGCAAGAAGAGACUGAUUGAGGAUACAGAAGACUGGCGUCCGAGGACGGGCACAACGCAGUCUCGCUCUUUUCGAAUCCUGGCCCAGAUCACUGGGACUGAACAUCUGAAAGAAUCUGAAACUGAUAAUACAAAGAAGGCAAACAACACCCAGGAGCCUUCUCAGCAUUUGGCUCCAUCAGUAGCUUCAGCACGGAGCAUGCCUGAGAGGCCAGGAAGCCCAGCCUCUGCCAGACCAGGGGUGGCUGGUCUCACAACUGCUGCUGCCUUCAAGCCUCUAGGAUCCACCAGCACCAUCAAGUCACCAAGCUGGCAACGGCCAAACCAAGCAGCACCUUACACUGGAAGAAUCUCAAAUAGUGCAGCUUCCUCAGGAGCAGUGGGACCAGCCGCCUCCUCUGUGGGGCAGCCCCAGCCAAGUGACCAGGACACUUUAGUGCAACGAGCUGAGCACAUUCCAGCAGGAAAACGAACUCCAAUGUGUGCCCACUGUAACCAGGUCAUCAGGGGACCAUUUCUAGUGGCACUGGGGAAAUCUUGGCACCCAGAAGAAUUCAACUGUGCUCACUGCAAAAAUACAAUGGCCUACAUUGGAUUUGUGGAGGAAAAGGGGGCCCUGUAUUGUGAGCUCUGCUAUGAGAAAUUCUUUGCUCCUGAAUGCGGUCGAUGCCAAAGGAAGAUCCUUGGAGAAGUCAUCAAUGCUUUGAAACAAACUUGGCAUGUUUCCUGUUUUGUGUGUGUGGCCUGUGGAAAACCCAUUCGUAAUAAUGUUUUUCACUUGGAGGAUGGUGAACCCUAUUGUGAGACGGAUUAUUAUGCCCUCUUUGGUACUAUAUGCCGUGGAUGUGAAUUUCCCAUAGAAGCUGGCGACAUGUUUCUGGAGGCUCUGGGCUAUACCUGGCAUGACACUUGCUUCGUAUGCUCAGUAUGUUGUGAAAGUUUGGAAGGUCAGACCUUUUUCUCCAAGAAGGACAAGCCUCUUUGCAAGAAACAUGCUCAUGCUGUGAAUUUUUGAAAGUCAACAGUUCAAGAGAAGAGAAGAAAUUUGAAAAGAAAGAGGAGAAUUAAAAUUACCAAUUAAUUUUUAGAUUUAAUAUUUAUAUGGAGUUUGAAAAAUAAUAGUGGCCCUGAAGGGAUAAAUUCCAGCUUUAAAAACCGAGUCUUUGAAGAAAUAUUUGGCUACAUAACGUAAAGAGACAGUUUGGCAUUUAUUAUUACUUUUUUCCCUGUAUUUUCUGCCCAUAAAAUAACUUUCAUAAAAAUCAAUUUCCUGGUUGACUAUUAAAUUCAUCUUAGAAUAAAUUAGUAAAGAAUUAAAUUUUAGAAAAUCUCAAACCUCUAUGCUGAAAUAAUUAUGGUUUCUUUCCUUGUUAUGAGUAAAUCUGUAAAAGGCAAUGAAAGUGCCUUAUACUUUUAUCAUUAAAUGAAACAUUGUAUUUUUUUUAAGAAUAAUGUUUAUCUUUAAAACAGUAAAUAGGAGUUUAAACAGAGCAUUUUAUCAGUAGGUGUCAAUUUUUACAAACUGUGUACAUUUUUUUUGUCUUACAAUCGAUCAUUCCAGUAGGAAAGAUCAAUGAGAUUUUUCAUCAAAAUGCAUCAUGCCAAUAAGAGAUGCUAUAUUUUUCUUCAUCCCUUUCAAAAGCUACCUACCAUAUGGCUUAUAAAUCUCAAAUUUUUGCCUUUUAUUAAAAUAUGGCCAUUCCUAUUCAUUGUGUGUGUUUUAUCGCCUAUAUUAGUCAAACUCUUUUUACCCCCGCUCCUUCAUGCUGAGGUAAAGAGCUAAUUGGAUAACUUUGGACUGUAACAGUUUUCUCUCUAUAUAAAGAGAAUAAGUAGGAAAGAAUGUGGUUGUAUCCAAAAUAUUCUCCUCCCCAAUUCAGAUCAUGAAUCGGUUUCAGAGUUGUACUACUGACAAGUGAAGGUUUGAGAACUCUCUUUGCAGAGUAUUUUUUUCUUUAAUUCUACAUUAGAAAAAUAAAAGAUUGGCUUGGGGAUGUGAUAAAAUCUUGAUUGUUUUUUUCUUUUGAUCAUUCUCUUUCAGUAAUAAAUGAACCACUUCUAAAGGUGAUCAUGAAGUUUGGAAACUUUUAUUCACAGAGGUUUGGUAGUAUAGGAGGGCAUAUGAUUAAUUACUCAGACUAGCCCAUUAUUUGUUUUCUUCAUUUGGGGAAAAUUAUGUGGAUACCACAUGAAGACAGAGAAACAAUUGUGGUAAAAUUGUAGAUCCUAUUGAUAUUUGCCCAGUGAGAAAAGCAAUUAUGGCAUUUGAUAGUUUUUCUCUUUGUUUUCAGAUAUGAUGAAAGCCCAUGAUCCCACUAAGUUAUAAUUUAAAUUCAUUUGGAGCAAGAUGCUUUUAAAGUUGAGGCUGAACCCGAAGUCUUUCCUGCCCCAUCAUCACUCACUAAUUACUUCACUUCCAUUGUGUACAUGUUUGUUAUAGAGGGAGGUUUUAAGCUACAAUAUUUGUUUAACCUCCCUAAGAACUUUUCAAGGCAUCUGUCCUGAAAGUUGUUAAUAUAUGGUCUAGCAGAUUUAAAUUAUAUACAGAUAAUAAUUAACUGGGGAUAAAAGAAUGAGAAGGAUGACACAAAGUGGCAAACUGAAUACUUCACUUAUAGUAACCCCAAACCACCUCCUCACCUUGCAUCUUGCAGGGAGGCAGGAAGUUUUUUUGUUUUUUUUGUUUUUUAAGUGCUGUAACUGAAUCAUGCAUUAUUUUUCAUUGCUGCUGAAACUACCUAUAGAAGACAUGCUGGCUAAUGUGCCUUGUCACAUAUCUUGAUGUCAGCCUUUUGCUUCACACAGCAUAAAAUAAGUUGGUGGUUUUGUUUUGAUGUGGUAGAAGUUUUUUUUGUUAUUUAGUUUUGCAUUUAUGGAUUUUAUAUACAAAAAUUGUAUUUGGUAAGUCAGUGGUAGUUCCUUCAAAGAAUUUUAUUUGACCUGGGUUUCUUAUAAAGUUAUAUUAACAAUAUCAUUUUUAUAGACUUUUCUUUCUACAUAUUAUUCAUGGAGCAUAAUGUUGCAUUUCUCUAAAUUUUAUCUCGAAAAAGGUAACAUUACAUCCUAAUUUAUCAUUUUGUCUUUGUGCUUUGUCCUUCUCUUCUGUGACAGAGCUUUAUAUCUAUAACUAAAACAGUUAAUCCUGUGAAAUAAAUAUUGAUCAUAACCCAGAAGAAUCUCUAUUUUCCAGUGGGGAAUGCCAUAUUUAACAUACCAGCAUUAAUCUUUUAAUAACUGGCAGAGCACUUUAUUCUUCUGGCGAGCUCCCUGAAUAUUUAUUUUUCUGAUUAUAAAUAUUCCGAGUCAGUAGCAUUUUUUAAAUUAUUACGUCUUCACUGUAGAGCAUUUACUUUUAGUCUCUUUAGAUGUAUAUUUUGAAAUGCUGUACUUAGUAUAAUAUAGAUUAAAAUCAUAGUACAUAACUUUAAAACAUCCCUUAUUUGGAUUUCUCUGUUUCAAAAUGCUAGUGAUAGGUUCAAAUUUCUCUAGACUUACAAGGACAGAACGUUGCCCGCCAUAGUAGCAGCCAAAAAAUGGUCUUCUGUGCUUAUGUUUAUAGUAGCUUACACAUUUCUAUUGAUUCAGGUUACAUUAAGAAUCUAAAACUAAAACUUAAUUGUCUGGUCAGUAUUAAGACAAACAAAUAGUUUUAAUCUUCAAAUUAUUAGUGCAGCAUUAUGUUUAAAAAUUACCUACGACAAAAUGUGUUAAUGAUACCAUUUUCAAGGGGUACUAUAUUAGGACCACUUUUAUAGAAAAUAAUUCCUCGGCCUCCGAAUCUAGUAGUAUGUUAACAUUUUUGUGAUGAUUCAAAGGAGAGGCUUUUCAGACAUAGGGAAGGGAAAACAUACUGAAUAAUUUCACACAGAUCUAACGUGGCUUCAGUUUGUCACUCUUCAUCCCCUAAUGUUUUAAGGUAUUGGGUUUGAAUUCUCAAUGUAUCAUUUGCCUUAUCUAUUAAUCUCUACUUUCUGUUUCUUUACGUUUUUAAUUUUAUAUACGUCUAUGCUGUUUUGCUUUUGCUUUUGGAUGUAUUUUCUAAUUAAAAACCAUGUGAGAAGUGUAAUCAGUAUAGUAAUACCUUAAUGAGCACAUAAUAAAUAAAUGGCUGCAGUGAUGUAGA
Molecule: messenger RNA, 5067 nt
Organism: Pteropus alecto (black flying fox)
Lineage: Eukaryota; Metazoa; Chordata; Mammalia; Chiroptera; Pteropodidae
Gene: PDLIM5
Product: PDZ and LIM domain 5
Exons: 14
Coding region: 154-1959 (601 amino acids)
Biological process (GO): heart development; actin cytoskeleton organization; muscle structure development
Cellular component (GO): Z disc; stress fiber; filamentous actin
Molecular function (GO): actin binding; muscle alpha-actinin binding
Source: RefSeq, a predicted model, not a curated record